Molecule: messenger RNA, 828 nt
Organism: Penicillium taxi
Lineage: Eukaryota; Fungi; Ascomycota; Eurotiomycetes; Eurotiales; Aspergillaceae
Product: putative RING finger domain protein
Exons: 2
Coding region: 1-828 (275 amino acids)
Cellular component (GO): nucleoplasm; cytoplasm
Source: RefSeq, a predicted model, not a curated record
AUGGAGACACUCUUUGGUCCACGCGCCAUGAUGGAAACCAUAUCAGUUAUGCAUGACACGAUCAGACGCACUAGAGCCAAUAGCCCACCACCCCGGCCACAGCGCAAUUCUUCGAUCUUACCAAGCUUUGCUGGUAUGUUAGAAAUACAUCCAACGCAUCUAGCAGACCCGGCUGGUCCAGUUGAACCUGGUAUCAGAACAACAAGAGAAGGCGAACCCGCUUAUGGAGCGGAUUUCUUCUGGUUUCCGCUUGACCAUCCAGCCAGAGAUGGAGACCAUCUAGUCAGAGCUCAUGCAACUAUACCUCACCCAGCUGGAGAUGCACCGCCAGAGGGUGCAGAAAUGCCAGAUUUCAUAGAUACACACGAAUAUUUGAGUCCGGAAGUAGACAAUAUUCGGCUACUGGUGGAACGAUUUAGACAGGAACUAUCAAACGGAAACGGCACGGCAGCUCAGGCCCCGGUUCAAAACCCUUUCGCGAGAUUAUCAGCACUACUAAACCUACGUGGUGAUGUUGGUGAUGCUGUGUAUUCACAGGAAGAAUUCGACCGAGUGCUCUCAGAGAUGAUUGAGAACACAACUGGAGCCGGUGCUGCUCCAGCACCCGCUAGUGCCAUUCGAUCCUUACCAAAGAAAAAUAUUGACGCAGAGAUGUUGGGCACUGAGGGGACUGCAGAAUGUUCUAUCUGUAUGGACCAUGUGGAGCUUGGCACCGAAGUUGUUGUGUUACCCUGCAACCAUUGGUUCCACUACAACUGCAUCCAAGUCUGGUUAAACCAGCACAACACAUGCCCUCAUUGUCGUCGAAGCAUCGGCUCUGGAGAGUAA